Molecule: messenger RNA, 626 nt
Organism: Rhipicephalus sanguineus (brown dog tick)
Lineage: Eukaryota; Metazoa; Arthropoda; Arachnida; Ixodida; Ixodidae
Product: cuticle protein 10.9
Exons: 2
Coding region: 138-527 (129 amino acids)
Cellular component (GO): extracellular matrix
Source: RefSeq, a predicted model, not a curated record
CUUUAUAGCCUUUGUCAUCGAUAAGCGCGCGCCGAACUGGUGCCCCCGCUGACGGAAUAUAAAAGCCUGGUUGGCUGAGUGAGAUUCCCACUCUCGGUUUUCUGCCAUCUACCACAGCGGCAGCAGCAGGAGCAGCCAUGAACACGCUUACCAUCGCCGUGCUGGCCGCCUGCGCCCUGACCGUCAGCUGCCAGUUGAUAGCCGCACCCGUGGAGCUUCCCCAGCCCUACUCCUUCGGCUACGUCUCCAACGACAUCGAAGGCAGCCACGGCCACGAGGAGACCGGCGACGGCAGCGGUCGCGUGUCCGGCCGUUACUCCCUGAGCCUGGCCGACGGCCGCACCAGGACCGUCACCUACGUCGCCGACGAGUUCGGCUACAGGGCCGAUGUGGUGACCAACGAACCCGGCACCGAGUCCAGGCCAGCGGCCGACACCACCUUCACGUCUACCGCGCUAUCCGGACCGGACGCCGCCCACGCUGCCGACGCCGCUCUCCUCGGCGCUCCCUUCAGAGCAUCGUCGUAAGAAGGGAAUCUUCUCGAAGCCACACUGUUCCUUUGAACUCUCACGACUUCCUUACCUUCCGUCAGCCACCGCCUUCACUGGUGGGCAAUGCAAUUCCCU